AUGAUUCUAGGCGCAGCUACUCCAGAAGUCGUGGUCCAUACAGUCGAAGCCCUAGUCGCAGCCACAGUUAUGGUAGCAGAAGCAGGAGCAAGUCUCCGAGGGCAAGAUACUCGAGCCGGUCUCCACCUGUAUCUAGGUCUGUUUCACCGCGUUCCCGUUCAGUGUCACCAGCCCGCUCCUUUUCAAGAUCUUGCACUAGGUCUAGGUCACCAAUCCCAUCGCCUCACAGUAAAAAUGAGAGAAGAACCCCACCAAACCGGAGCCCUAGGAGCAGGAGCCGGAGCCGGAGUCGCAGUUUAUCUCGUUCUCGUUCACCAUCUGUGAAAUCUGAUUGAGCACAAGGAUCACAAGCUUACAUCGUUAUAGCUGGUUGUAAUAUUUUCUUA
Molecule: messenger RNA, 386 nt
Organism: Hibiscus syriacus
Lineage: Eukaryota; Viridiplantae; Streptophyta; Magnoliopsida; Malvales; Malvaceae
Exons: 5
Coding region: 1-324 (107 amino acids)
Source: RefSeq, a predicted model, not a curated record